Messenger RNA from Cladophialophora psammophila CBS 110553, 915 nucleotides. RefSeq lists its product as uncharacterized. The record is from RefSeq and is a predicted model, not a curated record. The coding region runs from base 1 to 915 and encodes 304 amino acids. Lineage: Eukaryota; Fungi; Ascomycota; Eurotiomycetes; Chaetothyriales; Herpotrichiellaceae. The transcript has a single exon.
AUGGCGCAAGCAGCACCCGCCGGCUCAUUUGCAAACCGCACGAUCAUUGUUACCGACGCAGCAGGUAGUAUAGGUAGACCCCUCUGCCUGGCUAUUGCUCAAGCUGGCGCCAAUGUUGUUGUGAAUGACAUUGGCUGCUCUCCUGAUGGAAAAGGCUCCUCGAAAUCCCCAGCUGAACAACUCGUCCAUGAGAUUGCCUCUCAAGGCUUUUCUGUCGUGCCAGAUACGCAUAACGUGGCAACCGAAGUAGACAAGGUUGUCGAGACAGCUAUCACCAAGUUUGGGAGUGUGGAUGUUAUCAUGAACAAUGCCGGUAUCAUAACUUACGGGCCGAUAGCAGCCCAGGAUCCGGGAACGGUACGCAAAGUAUUCGAGGCCAACGCGCUCGGCGCCAUUGCGCUCUGUCAUUACGCCUGGCUAUACAUGAAGAAUCAACAAUAUCGGCACAUUAUCAACUUUACCUCAGAAUCCGUCUUCGGCAUGCCAUAUAGCACAGCAUACGCCCUUUCUCGCGGCGCCCUCCUUGGAGUUACGAAAUCGCUAGCAAAUGAAGGACGUCAAGACAAUAUUCUGGUCAACGCCAUCGGACCAUCAUCCCAUUCACGCAUGGUUGCAGACGUCAUCAAAGACCUACUGGAAGAACAGCAAGCGAAUUUCAAAAAUGCCUUCACCGGGGAGUCCAACGUCCCGGUAAUUUUGGCCCUUGCUAGCGAAGAUCUCAAGCAUUCUGGUCAAAUUUGGUCGUCUGGUAACUACUCAAUGAGCCGCAUAAUCCUAGAGACGGUUAAGGAGGUCAAACCACUCGUUUCUAUGGACGAGUGCUUGUCUGUGAUGGACGAAUUGUUAGACAAAGACAGAAAGUGGGCAGAACCACAAAACAUGCAGGAAUUUUGGGACUUCAAGGCACAAGCUUGA